UACAUAAUUAGUAAGAUGAAAGUGUAUAUAUUAACUUUAUUAAUUGCUUCAAGUGUAUUUCAAUGUGAUAGUGUUAAAUUCACAAGAUGUAAACUUGUCAGGGAAUUGUUGAAAAUUAAGUCGAUUGACAAAACUUUCCUUGGUAACUGGGUAUGUUUAAUAGAAAAGGAAAGUCAACGGGACACGGCUGCGUAUCGAGAAUCCGGCAGUAGAAAAUACUAUGGAUUGUAUCAGAUACCGCAAGUGUGGUGUAAAAAUGGAAAACGUGGAGGCAAAUGCAAUAUAGCUUGUGAAGCCCUUUUAGAUGAUGAUAUCCGUGAUGACACAGAGUGUGCAGUUCGAAUCUAUGAGAUGGAAGGUUUCAAGUACUGGUCGCAGUGGAUGCAGAGGUGUAAAAAUGAUAAUUUCAUUACUAGUGAAAUUUACAAAUGUCCAGACUUAAGUUCGCCUCGGCUUAGCAGUGAAAAAGAUCUGGAAGAAAAACUUAAGCUAAAAAGACAACAAGAGCAAAUGAGAAAUCACUCCGAUUUGAGAACAUACUAUGGCUUAAAUUGGUUCUUUUAAUUUAAAAAAAAUAACUAAAAUACGUUUAA
This is a messenger RNA of Achroia grisella, 593 nucleotides long. Its product is annotated as lysozyme-like. The record is from RefSeq and is a predicted model, not a curated record. The transcript is spliced from 5 exons. Bases 16 to 564 code for a protein of 182 amino acids. Lineage: Eukaryota; Metazoa; Arthropoda; Insecta; Lepidoptera; Pyralidae.